AUGUCCUCCACUUCCUUUCAACAAGAGCUGCAAGCAGCGGUAUCAUACCUAUCCCUGCAAGGUUAUGAAUAUGUUGCGGCAACAACUGUAGUAGUCUAUGACUAUUUUUUAAAUAUUGAUUCGGAGGUGGAGUUUAUCUGGCUAAACUCGCAAGUAGAGACAGAAACUGUCAUGGACUACAGCUGCAUAUACAGUGAUGCGGUACUUGGGAAUAUCCCGUUGCAUGUCAUAUGGCUCCAUAUUCUACUGUUAGAUUUAAAUUUGCUGGUAUCGGGUUCGAUGUGUAAUGGCUAUUCGGGUGUAUGGCCUACUUGGCAGAUCCAGGCCAAUUCUGAUUGGGCUCUCCACUUGUUUUAUAAUAACCUGUGCCAUUAA
Molecule: messenger RNA, 375 nt
Organism: Coniophora puteana RWD-64-598 SS2
Lineage: Eukaryota; Fungi; Basidiomycota; Agaricomycetes; Boletales; Coniophoraceae
Exons: 10
Coding region: 1-375 (124 amino acids)
Source: RefSeq, a predicted model, not a curated record